AUCCGCUAUGCUGGUGCUGCUGACAGUUCAGUUCAGUUUAUCUUCUAUCAGCCUAUCAUUCACCGAUGGAGGGAAACUGAUUUUUUUCCUUGUUCAGCAUCCUGUGGAGGAGGUUAUCAGCUGACAUCUGCUGAAUGUUUUGAUCUGAGAAGCAACCGGGUAGUAGCAGAUCAAUACUGUCACUAUUAUCCUGAAAAUAUCAAGCCAAAGCCAAAACUUCAAGAGUGUAAUCUGGAUCCUUGUCCUGCAAGUGAUGGAUACAAGCAGAUCAUGCCCUAUGACCUCUACCAUCCCCUUCCUCGAUGGGAAAGUACACCCUGGACUGCUUGCUCCUCAUCCUGUGGAGGGGGCAUUCAAAGCCGCAGUGUCUCAUGUGUGGAAGAAGACAUUCAGGGCCAUAUCAGCCCAGUGGAAGAAUGGAAAUGCAUGUAUACUCCAAAGAUGCCAGUUGUCCAGCCUUGCAAUAUAUUUGACUGCCCAAAGUGGCUUUUUUUGGCAAGGGCUCCGUGCACCGUGACCUGUGGGCAAGGACUCAGAUACCGUGUGGUCCUCUGCAUUGAUCACAGGGGGAUGCAUACAGGAGGCUGUAGUCCUAAAACAAAGCCACACAUAAAAGAAGAAUGUAUCGUACCCACUCCCUGCUACAAACCCAAAGAGAAACUUCCUGUGGAAGCAAAGUUACCAUGGUAUAAGCAGGCUCAAGAGCUGGAGGAAGGAGCAGUGGUGUCUGAAGAACCAUCGUUUAUUCCGGAGGCUUGGUCUACCUGUAGUGUCACCUGUGGAGUGGGCAGCCAGGUGCGGCUUGUGAAAUGUCAAGUGCUCCUCUCUUUCUCUCAGUCUGUGGCUGACUUGCCCAUCGAUGAAUGUGAAGGUCCCAAACCUGUGUCUCAGAGAGCCUGUUACAGUGGUCCCUGCAGUGGGGAAGCAACUGAAUAUACCCCAGAGGAAACUGAGCUGCUGUUUGGCAGUUUACAGGAGUUUGAUGAGCUCUAUGAAUGGGAAUACGAGGGCUUCACAGAGUGUUCAGAGUCCUGUGGAGGAGGUGUCCAGGAGGCUGUGGUGACCUGCCUGAACAAACAAACCAGGGAGACUGUGGAUGAGACGCUGUGUGUAACCAACCGCCGUCCUCCCCAGCUGCUGAAAGCCUGUAGCCUGGACCCCUGUCCCCCAAGGUGGGAGAUUGGAAAAUGGAGCACCUGCAGUCUGACCUGUGGGGUUGGAUUGCAGACACGAGAUGUCUUCUGUUCUCAUCUACUAUCAAGAGAAACUAACGAGACUGUAAUAUUGGCAGAUGAAUUGUGCUAUAAACCUAAGCCAUCCCUUGUGCAAGCCUGUAAUCGCUUUGACUGCCCACCCUCCUGGUAUCCUACAGAAUGGCAAGAGUGUUCGCAGACAUGUGGUGGUGGUGUCCAGAAGCGAGAUGCACUUUGUAAGCAGCGCCUGGCAGAUGGAAGCUUGUUAGAGCUUCCAGAAACCUUCUGCUCCACGCCAAGGCCAGUUACCCAACAAGCCUGCAAAAAUGAGGAUUGUCCCAAUGAGUGGCUUCUCUCUGACUGGACACAGUGUUCAGCGAGCUGCGGAGAGGGCACCCAGAGUCGAAAUGCCAUUUGCAGAAAGAUACUGAAAAGCGGGGGUUCUGUCAUCAUCAAUUCCUCACUGUGCCCACCUCUGCCGUUCUCAUCGCUGAUCAGGCCCUGUACACUAGGCGCCUGUGCAAGGCACAUCAGGCCAGCUCAUAAGCAAAGCCCCCAUAUCAUGGCUGUAAAGAAAGUUUACAUCCAGACAAGAAAGCAGAAGAAGUUACACUUUAUUGUGGGUGGGUACGCCUACCUGCUGCCCAAAACCUCCGUUAUUCUCCGAUGCCCCACAAGGAGGUUCCGGAAAUCAAUGAUUGCUUGGGAGAAGGAUGACAAGAGGCUCGUCAGCUCAGCUCACAUUACCAUUGCACCCUACGGGUACAUGAAAAUCCAUCGACUGAAGCCUUCAGACACCGGGACAUACACUUGCACAGCAGGGCCAGCCCGGGAGCAUUUUGUAAUUAAACUGAUUGGAAGCAACAAGAAGAUCAUUGCUGGGCAGCCAACUGGUAUUAGGGAGGAAGAAGCCAUCAGAAAGGCCAGGUUAAAUGAAGCCUUGCAAAUACAGGAGAAACACAUCAAUGGGAUUCUCUUCAAUGGGAGCAAGGCUGAAAAGCGAGGGCACCUUGGUGACCCCAGUAGCUGGUAUGAUGAUAUUGUCUCAAAGCUUCUACAGUACAGGGGCUGGCCAGGGGAAAAUCUGGAGUCCUGGGAAACCCAGGAGUCCAGAGAGAGAAAUGCAUCCUCGGAGGAGGAUCAGAGCCGGGAAUAUAGCCUGCCAUUUACUAUGGUCACAGAGCAGAAACGCUUGGAUGAUAUCAUAAGGAACUUGUCUCAACAGCCUGAGGAGCUUAAAGAUGUCUACACUGAGCAGCUUGUUGUGCAACUGGCUCACGAGGUUUUCAAGAGCCACUUGGAGCACCAAGAAUCUGUCCUCAAAGCAACAAGGCGAAGGGUAGAUUCAACCUCGGUGGAGUACCCUCUCCACAGACUCGUCUCCGGGUUUACCAGCUCCCUAAGGAUGUCAUCUGCUGAAACAUUUCUUCCCACCUCUGUAGACCUGGCAAAUGGUGUGCGCAGACCUCAUCAAAAGCCUGCUAUCCUCCGAAAGAUUUCAGCGGCUCAACAGCUUUCUGCGUCAGAGGUUGUUACCCACCUGGGACAGACAGUGGUCCUAGCCAGUGGCACACUGAGUGUGCUGCUUCACUGUGAAGCGGUGGGAAACCCAAAGCCCACCAUCAGCUGGGCUAAGAAUGGAGAGGAGGUGAAAUAUAAUGAUAGGAUGCUACUUCAGCCUGAUGACUCCUUGCAGAUUCUAGCACCUGUGGAAGCUGAUGUGGGUUUCUAUGCUUGCAAUGCAUCCAAUGCCCUGGGAUCUGACUCUGUCUCCAUUGCUGUCACUCUAGCAGGAAAGCCACUGAUAAAGACAUCAAGAGCUACUGUAAUCAACACUGAAUCGCCUUCAAUCGCUGUUGAUAUUGGAAGCACAGUGAAAACAAUCCAGAGAGCAAAUGUUACCAUUAGCUGCCAGGUUGCAGGUGAGAAAUUACUUGGUUUCCCAUGCAG
Molecule: messenger RNA, 3143 nt
Organism: Eurypyga helias (sunbittern)
Lineage: Eukaryota; Metazoa; Chordata; Aves; Eurypygiformes; Eurypygidae
Gene: ADAMTSL1
Product: ADAMTS-like 1
Exons: 15
Biological process (GO): extracellular matrix organization
Cellular component (GO): extracellular matrix
Molecular function (GO): metalloendopeptidase activity
Source: RefSeq, a predicted model, not a curated record